This is a messenger RNA of Saccharomycopsis crataegensis, 897 nucleotides long. It is a transcript of the gene SPS19, whose product is annotated as 2,4-dienoyl-CoA reductase (NADPH). The transcript has a single exon. Gene Ontology annotation, cellular component: peroxisome. NCBI's taxonomy places the organism in Eukaryota, Fungi, Ascomycota, Saccharomycetes, Ascoideales, Saccharomycopsidaceae. Gene Ontology annotation, molecular function: 2,4-dienoyl-CoA reductase (NADPH) activity. Gene Ontology annotation, biological process: fatty acid catabolic process. Bases 1 to 897 code for a protein of 298 amino acids. The record is from RefSeq and is a predicted model, not a curated record.
AUGAUCGUCGACGAAAACUACGCCAAAAACUCCUCGUGGAAACCAGACCUUUUCAAAGGUAAAGUGGCGUUUAUCACCGGAGGCUCGGGAACCAUUUGCAAAGUCCAAGCAAAAGCAUUGGUGGCCCUAGGAGCCAAUGCCGCCAUUAUUGGCCGCAAUCCUGAUAAAGCCGAGGCCGCAGCAAAAGAAAUCGCCUCGUUACGUCCAGGGGCCACGGUGUUGGGAAUCGGGAACGUUGACGUUAGAAGCGUCCAAUCAAUAAAACACGCCGCAGACCUCGCGGUGUCAAAAUUGGGGAAAAUCGACUUUGUCAUUGCUGGGGCUGCUGGCAACUUCUUGGCCGAUUUCAACCAUUUAUCAUCGAACGCUUUCAAAUCGGUGAUCUCCAUCGAUUUGUUGGGAGCGUUCAACACCGUCAAGGCGGUGUUUCCUCAUUUAAAGAAAUCCCAAGGUUGUUUAUUAUUUGUCUCCGCCACUUUACAAUAUACCGGGAUUCCUUUACAAACCCACGCGUCGGCCGCCAAAGCCGGGAUCGAUGCCAUGUCCAAUAAUUUGGCAGUAGAGUUUGGUCCUCUUGGGAUCAGGGUCAAUUGUAUUGCUCCCGGGGCCAUCGGGGGCAAUGGCGGAGAUAGCAAUGACAGCUCGAUGACCGAAGGAAUGAAACGGUUAGGAGGAGCGAAAAUCGAGCAAUUACCAAAAGAAAUCCCAUUACAAAGAUUGGGGACCACCACCGAUAUCGCUGAUGCUACCGUGUGGUUAUUUUCCCCUGCUGCUAGUUAUGUCACUGGGGAAAUCGUGGUUGUUGACGGAGGAAUGUGGCAUAGCGGGCUACGGACUAAUAAUUCCCCAACCCCUGAACAAUUAGUCAAAUUGUUGAAUGACAAACCACGCUUAUGA